This is a messenger RNA of Oncorhynchus masou masou (cherry salmon), 2855 nucleotides long. RefSeq names its product ADP-ribosylation factor-related protein 1. Gene Ontology annotation, biological process: protein localization to Golgi apparatus; intracellular protein transport; Golgi to plasma membrane protein transport. Gene Ontology annotation, molecular function: GTPase activity; GTP binding. Gene Ontology annotation, cellular component: Golgi apparatus. Bases 595 to 1200 code for a protein of 201 amino acids. The record is from RefSeq and is a predicted model, not a curated record. Lineage: Eukaryota; Metazoa; Chordata; Actinopteri; Salmoniformes; Salmonidae. The transcript has 7 exons.
AACCACACGCAUUAUGGGCAAUAGUGGUCAGUUGCUAUUUAAUUUGCCACAAGACGACAAGUCCCACAAUGCAUUGCUUUUGUGCCUUCAUAAAUUCAGGUGGCCACCGUGUUUACUAAAAUGAGACUAGAUAAAAUACGAUACCGCUGUCAAAGUAAAUAUAGCAUGAUGUCAUGUUGUUGAGAUAGCUAGCGUGCCCUUGAUCUCCUUUUGCGAUUUGUGAGUUGCUGAAAUUGUCCGCUAGCAAAUAUCUGUUUAUACUCGUCAGCGGCGUUAACGAGAUAUACAGCUAUAAAAGUUAGCAUUAGCAAGCUACUGUAGUUAGCCAAGUAUUUAUGCCUUGAUUGGCGCAUUAGUUAUAUUUUACUUUAGUGUUUGGUGUCAAGUCAGCUAGCUAGUAUCGAUUACGAACUAGUAACGUUAGCUAACGUGCUUGCUUCAAACCACAGGUAACGUUAGCUAGCUAAACAGCUAGUCAGGUAACAGUUAGCAAAUUCGACUUGCUAACUUUGGCUAGCCUCACAGCUGGAUCUUUCCACGAUGUGAGUUGGUGCUCGCCUUGCGCAUCAGCUAGUGUUUGUUUACAAUCCUAAGAUGUACACCUUAUUAUCUGGUCUGUACAAAUACGUGUUCCAGAAGGACGAAUACUGCAUCUUGAUCCUAGGACUGGACAAUGCAGGAAAAACGACCUUUCUGGAACAGACUAAGACCAAGUUCAGUAAGAACUACAAGGGAAUGAAUUUGUCCAAAAUCACCACUACAGUUGGGCUUAACAUCGGCACAAUUGAUGUGGGCAAGGCUCGUCUAAUGUUCUGGGACCUUGGUGGUCAAGAGGAGCUUCAGUCGCUGUGGGACAAAUACUAUGCUGAGUCCCACGGAGUGAUCUAUGUGAUAGACUCCACCGACGAGGAGCGCCUAUCAGAAUCAAAAGAGGCUUUUGAGAAAAUGAUCAGCAGUGAGGUUUUGGAAGGUGUGCCUCUCCUGGUGCUCGCCAACAAGCAGGAUGUGGAGAACUGCAUGUCUGUACCAGACAUCAAAACCGCUUUUAGCGACUGUGCUCCAAAGAUUGGGAAAAGAGAUUGCCUGGUGCAGCCUUGCACAGCGCUAACAGGGCAGGGGGUUAACGAAGGCAUUGAGUGGAUGGUGAAGUGCGUCAUCAGAAACAUUCACCGGACACCGAGACAGAAGGACAUCACAUAGAACAAGCCAUGACCUUCCCAACUCCAGAGCUCCCACAACCAGGAGGUAUUCAUUUGGCACCAAAUGGUAGAAAACAGACUGAAACAGGGAGGGACUAUAUGGACUUACUGUCUAAUAUGAACCAUUUUCGAUUGAAAUGCAACCUUAAUGAAUACGAACGACCCAGGUGUCCCUUUUACUACAAUGUGACAUCCAGAAACCGUGAUGAACUCUACCCAACCCCCGGCUCCAUGUCCUCUUAUUUGGGUGCUCUGAACUCAUUUAGUUUUCAGAUGCAGCUUAGCGUCAAGGUGAUACAAUUGGGGAAACAAUUGAUUAUUGUGUAUUAUUUGCAUUUGUACCUUGAGGUGUAAAGCUUUUGAAGGCUUUUUCCUUUUGGCCUCAGCUAAUGUGUGUCUUUCUGAUCAAACUAUUAUAGCGUCAUCGUGUCGUUAGUUUCUCCCUGGCUCUAAGUACCUCCCUUCGGUAAUAUAAUUCCAGGACCUCUAUUCAUAAAGCAUCUCUGAAUAGGAGUACUGAUCUCUAGAUCAGUUUAGCCUUUUAGAUCAUAAAGAAUCAGAUUUAUAUGGAUUAUAUUACUCUCAACCCAAUUAGGCUUAGUCUCAUUUAACGGUCAAGAGGAUGAAACAUGACAACUUUAUGAUUCAUAUUAUGCAAAGACACUACAUGUAAUGGAAUUUUACAUUGUGACAGAGGGUCAACGAUAUAUUCAUAGACGGGAAAUACUAGUUUUCGAGUUUGCAAUGCUGUGUGUGGUGUUUGUGUAUGGUUGAGUACCAAAUGGCACCCCAUAGUGCUCUGGUCAAUAGUAGUGCACUGUAUAGGGAAUAGGAUGCCAUUUGGGACACGCACUCUCUUUUUACUCGGUCAGUCUAACCUGAUGACAUAUGUAAAGUAAUGCCUAUGAUCAGGCUGAAAACGUAUUUUAAUUACAGUAUGAAGAAGAUUAUGUAAUAAACAUUUCAGAACAGUUAACUGUAGUUUGACUUGACCUUUGGUUCUUAGAUUUCUGUUGGUGUGAUGAAUCAUAUAUAGAAUGUCAGCAGUUUUUAUUUUUUUAAGGAGAUCGGAAAUUCCGGUUCCUUUAUUAUAUUCUUUCUGAGACAGACCACUAGGAAGGUAGAGUGGGAUACACAUGAAGAGGGGAAAACCGACAUGAUGGGAUUCAAAGCCUAGUCACCAGGGUAAUGGUAAUACUUUAUCAGUUGAAGUUAGUUGAUUUUUUUCAUCAGAAUGUUCUUACUCACCUGCAUGUAAUACCCACUGGAAAAUGUAUUAAGUUAUUACGUUCAAGUUCAACAUGUUUAUUAUGCUAUCUGGUGAUUUAUUACAUAAAAUAAGAAAACAUAUUCCAUUAUGGCAAGUUAUGCAGUGUUACUGCGAUAUCUGUUGUUCCAGGGUGUAAACUUGUUUGAAUACAUUUGACCACCAAUCUCUUAUUAUAGACCUUACUUAUACAAAUGCUCGCAUUCCUAAAUAUUGGACUGAGUGAGGUAGUGGUGGUCUCCCAUCGCUUUAUUCAAACCUAUUGAUUCCACUUCACAAGGUCCCUGGAUCUAUCUAUUUGACUUACAGUGCCUUCAGAAAAUAUUUAUACCCUUUGACUUAUACUACAUUUUGUUGAGUUCAACAUGGAUUAAAUGUGUUUUUUCUCA